Messenger RNA from Phacochoerus africanus (Common warthog), 9817 nucleotides. It is a transcript of the gene ADAM22, whose product is annotated as ADAM metallopeptidase domain 22. Gene Ontology annotation, molecular function: metalloendopeptidase activity. The transcript is spliced from 32 exons. Gene Ontology annotation, cellular component: postsynaptic density membrane. NCBI's taxonomy places the organism in Eukaryota, Metazoa, Chordata, Mammalia, Artiodactyla, Suidae. Bases 316 to 3204 code for a protein of 962 amino acids. The record is from RefSeq and is a predicted model, not a curated record. Gene Ontology annotation, biological process: proteolysis.
CCCCGCCGAGCGCCUGUCGCCCGCCGGAGCCUCUGCCAGGGGAUGCGGUGGGAGGCGCUAGGAACCACUUAGCUACCGCCAAACGCCCAAUGCCGCACUCGCUCACUCCCCCCGCCAGCGGAAGCGCCCGCGGAGCACAAUGCAGCACUGAGGCAGCGCCGCGUUGGAGGCUGCAGCGCCGCGGCCGCCGCAGCACCAGCGGGACCGGGGAGGGGGCGGCCCGGGCGAUCCGGGGGCGCGGGGCGCGGGAUCCGGAGGCAGCUGCCGGGGCAUGAAGAGCUGAGCGUCUUGGGCGAGGCGGGCUGCGGCAGCACCAUGCAGGCGGCGGCCGUGUCCUUGCCCUUCUUGCUGCUCUGCGCCCUGGGGACCUAUCCCCGGGCACGCUGCGGCCAGGCAGACGCCUCGUUGACGGAGCUGGAGAGGAGGAACGAAAACCGCUUCCUGGAGCGCCAGAGCAUUGUGCCACUUCGGCUCAUCUACCGCUCCGGCGGCCAAGACGAAACUGGGCACGACGCGCUGGACACCCGGGUGCGGGGCGACCCUGGCGGCGGGCAGUUGACUCACGUUGACCAGGCAAGCUUCCAGCUGGAUGUCUUUGGAACAUCCUUUAUUCUUGACGUCCUGCUAAAUCAUGAUUUGCUGUCCUCUGAAUAUGUGGAGAGACACAUUGAACAUGGAGGGAAGACUGUGGAAGUGAAAGGAGGAGAGCACUGUUACUACCAGGGCCGCAUCCGAGGAAACCCAGCCUCAUUUGUGGCAUUGUCAACAUGCCAUGGACUUCAUGGGAUGUUCUAUGAUGGAAACCACACCUAUCUCAUUGAGCCAGAAGGAAACGACACCGCCCAGGAGGAUUUCCAUUUUCAUUCGGUUUACAAAUCCAGACUGUUUGAAUUUCCCUUGGAUGAUCUUCCAUCUGAAUUCCAACAAGUAAACAUAACUCCGCCAAAAUUUAUUUUGAAGCCAAGACCCAAAAGGAGUAAACGGCAGCUUCGUCGAUAUCCUCGUAAUGUGGAGGAGGAAACCAAAUAUAUUGAACUAAUGAUUGUGAAUGAUCAUCUCAUGUUUAAAAAACAUCGGCUCUCAGUUGUACAUACCAAUACAUAUGCCAAAUCUGUGGUGAACAUGGCGGAUUUAAUAUAUAAAGACCAACUUAAGACAAGGAUAGUAUUGGUUGCCAUGGAAACCUGGGCGGCUGACAACAAGUUUGCCAUAUCUGAAAAUCCAUUGAUCACCCUACGUGAGUUUAUGAAAUACAGGAGGGAUUUUAUCAAAGAGAAAAGUGAUGCAGUUCACCUUUUUUCGGGAAGUCAAUUUGAGAGUAGCCGGAGCGGGGCAGCUUAUAUUGGUGGCAUUUGCUCGUUGCUGAAAGGAGGAGGCGUGAAUGAAUUUGGGAAGACGGAUUUAAUGGCAGUUACACUUGCCCAGUCAUUGGCCCAUAAUAUUGGAAUUAUCUCAGACAAAAGAAAGUUAGCAAGUGGUGAGUGUAAAUGUGAGGACACGUGGUCUGGAUGCAUAAUGGGAGAUACCGGGUAUUACCUUCCUAAAAAGUUCACCCAGUGUAAUAUUGAAGAGUAUCAUGACUUCCUGAAUAGUGGAGGUGGUGCCUGCCUUUUCAACAAACCUUCUAAGCUUCUCGAUCCUCCUGAGUGUGGCAAUGGCUUCAUUGAAACUGGAGAGGAGUGUGACUGUGGGACCCCAGCAGAAUGUGUCCUUGAAGGAGCAGAGUGCUGUAAGAAAUGCACCUUGACUCAAGACUCCCAGUGCAGUGAUGGUCUUUGUUGUAAAAAGUGCAAGUUUCAGCCUAUGGGAACUGUGUGCCGAGAAGCAGUAAAUGAUUGUGAUAUUCGUGAAACAUGCUCAGGAAAUUCAAGCCAGUGUGCCCCCAAUAUUCAUAAAAUGGAUGGCUAUUCAUGUGAUGGUGUCCAGGGAAUUUGCUUUGGAGGAAGAUGUAAAACCAGGGAUAGACAAUGCAAGUACAUCUGGGGGCAAAAGGUGACAGCAUCAGAUAAGUACUGCUAUGAGAAACUGAAUAUUGAAGGCACUGAGAAGGGUAACUGUGGGAAAGACAAAGACACAUGGAUACAGUGCAACAAACGGGAUGUGCUUUGUGGUUACCUUUUGUGUACCAACAUUGGGAACAUCCCGAGGCUUGGUGAGCUCGAUGGUGAAAUCACAUCUACCUUAGUUGUGCAGCAGGGAAGAACGUUAAACUGCAGCGGUGGGCAUGUUAAGCUUGAAGAAGAUGUAGACCUUGGCUAUGUGGAAGAUGGGACACCUUGUGGUCCCCAAAUGAUGUGCUUAGAGCACAGGUGUCUCCCCGUGGCUUCCUUCAACUUUAGCACCUGCUUAAGCAGUAAAGAAGGCACUGUUUGUUCAGGAAAUGGAGUUUGCAGUAAUGAGCUGAAGUGUGUGUGUAACAGACACUGGGUAGGUGCAGACUGCAGCACUUAUUUCCCUCACAAUGAUGAUGCAAAGGCUGGCAUUACGCUAUCUGGCAACGGUGUUGCUGGUACCAAUAUUAUAAUAGGCAUAAUUGCUGGCACCAUUUUAGUGCUGGCCCUCAUAUUAGGAAUAACUGCGUGGGGAUAUAAAAACUAUCGAGAACAGAGACAGUUACCCCAGGGAGAUUAUGUAAAAAAGCCUGGAGAUGGCGACUCUUUUUAUAGCGACAUUCCUCCUGGAGUCAGCACAAACUCAGCAUCUAGUUCUAAGAAGAGGUCUGCUUUUCUGUCGCAUUUUCAGAUUUCUACCUGUUCCAUCACACAUUAUUCCAUUAGUCAGAACAUUUCAUUAUUUUGCAGCAGGUCAAAUGGACUCUCCCAUUCUUGGAGUGAAAGGAUUCCAGAUACAAAACAUAUUUCAGACAUCUGUGAAAAUGGGCGGCCUCGAAGUAACUCUUGGCAAGGUAACCUGGGAGGCAACAGAAAGAAAAUCAGAGGCAAAAGAUUUAGACCUCGGUCUAAUUCAACUGAGUAUUUAAACCCAUGGUUCAAAAGAGACUAUAAUGUAGCUAAGUGGGUAGAAGAUGUGAAUAAAAACACUGAAGGACCAUACUUUAGGACUUUAUCUCCUGCCAAGUCUCCUUCUUCAUCAACUGGAUCCAUUGCCUCCAGCAGAAAAUACCCAUAUCCAAUGCCUCCCCUCCCUGAUGAGGAGCAGAAGGUGAACCGACAAAGUGCCAGGCUUUGGGAGACAUCCAUUUAAGAUCAACUGUUUACAUGCGAUACAUCGAAACUGUUUACUUCAACUUUUAUAGAAACCCAGCCUCACGGAAUCACUGCAAAUCUAUCUGCUCUUCGGACAAUUCGAAACCAUCUCUAAAUGCCACAGGGGAGAGGAAGCGAGUCUCACAUCUGGAUACCAUUUUCUUUUUGUCACUGGCUUAGGAUUUAACGGAAACACGAAAAGAACCACUGACAUGUUACACUAUAACAUGGAACAACAAAGGUACUGGUACAUUCAUGGAUAAUCCGCAUGCCAGUUAUCUGUAGAAAUCUCACUAAAAUUAACUCACAUGACCCAAAUGUAGCAAGUUUCCUAAGGGACGAUAGUGGAUUCAGAAGUCGACAUUCUGAAGCACAUCCUCAUUGUAGACAGUAAUGCUAUGUGCAUGAAGCUUCUCUUUAUUUUUUUCCACGUUUAAGGAAACAACAUCCCAUAAUAGAAAGUAGCAUGCAGGGCUAAGCCAUAUAGGAUUUUUUUCGGCAGGACUCCAAAGCUUGAGAGGCUAAUAUCCUGUAUGCUAACUGUAAACAUGUAUUUUUAUUUUUUUUAAUUUUCAUAUUUAUAUCCGCAUACAAGGACAAUUGUACAUAUGUAAACAUUUUUAAAAUUUAAAAAAAAGCAGCUGUUACACACAAGUGUAUCUUGCCAAAUGCCUAAGAACAAUCAGUCACAGUCAUGUCAUCGUCAUCAUUCAAAUGGUCCUUAAAGAUUGUAACCAGAUGAUGUUGUAAAUAGACUGGUCAGUGCUGUAUACUUGUCUCCCCAUAAUUGGUAUUUGUCCAAAACAUGUGAUAUCCCUUUAAAUUGUGCAAAAUCUGGAGGCAGUUCUAUUGAACAAUUCAUUCAACAAGAGAACAAAAUUCCUAGCAAAACUUGGGGCCUGCACUGCUUGCCGGAACAGGAAUCCAGCAGUGCAGCUGCUGUCCUGCCUCCAGGCGCUCUGCUGCUGGUCGGCUGCUCCUUGGGAGUCCUCCAGCCUGUCCAGUUUCCUUCUGAGGGGGCUACAGCACCUGCCUCAGCAGCUGUAAAUUUUUGGUCCUAGAGCCAAUCUCCUAGUCUCACCCUGUAAGCCCCUCGCUGCUGAGAUUAAGCAAAUGCACCAAAGACAAAGGAGACCACGGCUGCUGAUACAUUGGUAACUUCCAACUUGCCAAUACUCUAACCCUUUGUGGCCUAAAUUUUUGUUCUUUAACACAACUUUUUAGCCACCCUGAUCUGUGACAUGAAUGACUUUUUAAAAAAAUUAAAAACAAUUUUACACUGUUUUUGAGGGGUAUUUCUCAUUGGUGGGACGGGAGUCCCAACAAGUCAUUCUGCACUGACUUGUAAGAUAGUGGAAAUUCUACCAGAUGGGCUAGGAAGCCUCAACAGGCCACCAAGGGUUCAGAGAGACCUAAAAUCACAAGUGGGCAGCAGCUGUGAAGUUGCCCAAACCCAGCUGGCAUUGGGAAAGAAUCUGAUGUUCUGAACUGUCCAUAGAAAAGUGAGAAAUCUGUGUUAAACCCUCUUCUUUUAAAUCAAAUUUGAUAGCCAACAUCAUGCAGCUCCAUCAUUCUUAGCUUCUCUCUGGAGGCUACCCUGGUGAGACUGGGAUAUUGAUGGCAUCAAGCACAUGCUUUGAUGGGAUCAAUCAAAUGCUUUGAUGUGAAGAGUGCUUCUGAAUUUCUUCAUUUUUCUCUCUUUUUUCUUGAGAGGAGUGGGAUCUGCAGACAAGCUUUGAGAAAUAUCCUCUCAAUUUGAUCUCUCCCAGUAAUGUCCAAAGACAAAACCCAUUUCAUCUCCAUGUGCAAUCACCUUGGAGGCCCAAAGCGAAGGGCCUGUUUAGAAGGCAAUGUUUUAUUCUCUGUGUGUUUAUAUCUUCCGUAAUGGACCUCUCUUCUGAAAAUCUUUGAAAACACUUUAAAGCAACUUGAUCAUCAAAGGUAAUAAAGUCUAAGCGGCAUUUUUCUUGACAGGGAGGGAUAUGAUUGUCUAGACUACAGUAAAACGAUCCAUGAGGCUAAAGUUGGGGUGAGCAUUGGGUGAUGUUGCCACUUAGCUCAAGCCAAGGACAAGGAGGGCAGACAGAUUUAAAGAUGUAGCAAAUAAGUGGCUUUUGACUGAGAUCACUUUAAUGUGCACUGAAUGUUUUCUGGUAUUGAGUGUAUAAAAGGCUAAUGUUAGAAGGUUUAUUUUGACUAUACAAGAGUUUAAAGAUUUGAAUGUAAGGUACCUCAUGUAAAUAUGCUUCCUAGUUAUGGUUAAACAUCCCUAGUUUGAAAGAAUCCGUAAGUGAUUAGUUACAUUGUCAAUGGAUCCUGUCACCUUUCUCUUUCCUGACCUCGAUUAUUUUUACGUGACAAUUAUUAUUUCAAGUGAAAAUUCAUUAUUUGUGCCUUUUGGGAGACAUGGUUGCUCUAAUGGUGUUGAGUUUACAGUCACUCUCCUCCAUAAUAACCUUCCUAUAGGAUUCAAUGAAAAGGGUUUUGUUUUCUUUGCAGAGAGAUUAUGCUGUUACAGUAGCAUUUAUGUUCUAUUCUAGAUAGCUAUCCUAUCUAGAAAUGUUUAAACAUUCUGACAGCCAUUUGCAGAAUUCUUUGACAAGUUUAUAAUUUCAGUGGCUGGUUUUGAGAAGUACCUAUAUGUGUGCUCCUGGUUGGUGUUCUAGAUUGUUCAAUCUACAUAUUCAUGACUUUUCGUCUGUAGAGACAAGGAGAGUGGACCCAUGGCGCUAAACACAAGCACAGCAUUUUUUAAAAAUUCUAUUUUGGAGAGGAACUUUGAGGCCACACAGCAAUUUGUAUCAUGCAACUAAUAUUUAUAUCCCCAGUCAACUACAGGACUAUUAUACUAAACAGAGAAAAGCUUUUUUUUUUUUUUUUUUUGGCCUUUAGGUUCCAUUGUAUGCCUUUUUCUACUCUUUUGAGGUUUUGUGCAUAGAUGAGACUUCAGAUUGAAAACUCUGCAGCCUGAGAUGUUCCAUUUAUUCACAGUCAUUACAGGGUAGUAAACUCAGAUUUAAAGAAACACAUCUCUCAACAAAGAGUGCCAACAAAGAAGGUGUGGGUAACAUUGAGCCCUGAAGGAGCUGACUGGUCAGACUAAGCGGUCGCUGGGUCUGGCCACUCUCUCUUUAGACAGGAAGGGGUGGCCUCCUCUGGAGUCUCCCAGCUAGAAAGUGAUCCCCAGGCCAUAAAUCUGUGGAAAGGAAUACACUUCUCAAACAGUACAGCAACAGGGGGGCCUUCAGUUUGUGGUUGCUGUAUUUUUUAAAGAAACCUAGUGCUUUUCCUUAAAAAAAAAAAAAAGUUGAAUAAUAAAGUAAAUGUCAUGGUAAAAAUGCCAAACAUAUGUUUCAGCUUGAUAUUAUUAAGUGACACCACAGUUUUUCUCUCUCUCUUUCCCUUCCCCAACCCCCAUCCCCUUUGCUUUAAAAAGGCUUUUUAAAUUGUGUUACUGCAUAAGGUCAACCCAGCAGAUUUCUGAACAUAAGAUUGAUAGGAUUUCUAAAAGAAGUUGCUCAAAAAGAUAAAAUUGGAUAUUGCGUGCACUUGCAGAGAAACACUGCUUCUGUUUGAAUUUCAAAAUAGUCUUCCAUUUCUCUUUAUUGUUAUUGGUGAUCCCAUUGCAGAUUUGGCAUAAUUUAACCCUGUCCGUUGUCUCAGCUCCUUUACCUUUUACCUUUUUAGAUUUUCUUCUUUAAUUUUUAUAGUUACCUAUGGGCCAGAGGAAAUAUGGUAUUUCUGUUCACUUUCAGUGUUUCAAAAUCAUUGGGUCAUUUUAUCAGUCUCAUCUGUUCUUCAUUUCCUGUUGUCCUGUAGUUCUGUUUUAAUAUAUAUAUAUAUUUAGUGCUUUAAGUAUUUCCUUGUGUUAUUCAACAUGAUAAUAAAUCUGUACCUAAAGAGAAGACUAUUUUAUUUUAUUUUACUUAAAGGGCAUUUAUUGGAAUUUCCUGACUAGCUUGCCUAGUAUGUGGGAAGGGGAACACUGAAUAAAGACAGUGAAGGAACAGAGGGAGCCAGGCCCCACAGCGCGCUAGGACACUGCCCCUGCUGCUGUGGAUGCCCCCUAUGGGCAGCAUGUUUCAAAUACAAUCCUACCAAUUGUAAAUUGGCAUGAAUUUUACAUGAAACAUUCCGACCCCCAUUUGCAGCCAGCAUAAUGACUACUUUUUUAUGCUCCUAAUUAUUUUUUUCCUGUCAUUUCUAUAUUUUCCUCUAAAACCGACACUCAAAUAGUUUUUUUUUUCUCUCCCUUAAAUGGAGUUAAGAUGAAUAAUUCUCCUUCAAAUAUAUAUGAAGCAAACAUUCCUAUGAAAUAAGGCUUAAUUGGAGGCUCACAUUUUUUUUUUUUUCCUCUGAGCUGUUUUCUGAAUGGCUAGGACUAUUCUGAUUUGGGACGCAGCAACUUUCCUCUGGCAAGGGGAGAGCUAAGAAAUGUAGUAAACAGCUUCUCUUGUUGAUUGUGAGGCUCUCAGCCUGGUCUUCUGAGCAUCAGCUGACAGGCAGCAGCUGAUCCAGCUCUGUGUAUUUGUUGGGGGGAGGGGUGGGGGUUGGAGCAGCCACACCUGCAGGGAACCUUUGGCGCAUGCUCAUAGCAGAUAUGCUCUCUGGGCAGGUGCUUUUAAGUCUGGGAGCACUUUUCCACCACACCUGCAGAUGCGGAGGAAACAGACUUCAGCGAGAUCUUAGAAAUCAGGGGAUAUUUGUUAAUAUCUUAUUCAUUGCUUUGUCAGAGUUCCCCAAAUGGGCAUCUCUGGUUCCGUUUCUAAGUAGAAAAACCAAUCAUUUGGAAACAAAGCAAAAACCUGCCUAGUUUUUAUAUCCAGAGCCUGACAACGAGGAAGCACUCUCAGUGUGGGUCUGAGAUGUUUCCAGGCCCUUCCUACUUGCAAAGUCGCUCCCCCUUCAGUAGCUGCCAGCAUUUUUCUCCUGACUAGGAGCUUUCACUGAAAUGGAGGUAAGUCCCUUCUUUGCCAAAAUUGGCCCUUGGGGAACCACUGGGGCACAGAAUCAGGGGUGAGAGGCACUUCUCCUCCCAUCGCCAUCAGGGCAUGAAUUAUGCUCCUUGGAGAGUUGCAGAGAGACUGGUUCUGGGGUGUGUUUCAGGUCCAUGGAGAGGUAAGGAACAAGUCUUGGGAGGGGAUGGGGUGUUUGGCCCUGGAGUAGGAGCAGAGUGGAGCGUCAUCUGAAGAGCUCUGAAGCCAAGCGUGGGAAAGAGCCUGAGUUGGCCACCCGUGGUGUGGUGGAGAGAGGUGCUGCGUGCCUGGGGCAGAUCUGUGAGUUUUGUAGUUUUUACUCAGUGUUGGUGUGUAAAGACUCCGUUGUCCCGUCGUGAUGGGCCCGUCACUUCUGCCUGGCGUGUCCCUGUUGUUGGUAGAACUUGUAUCUGGAGGUGCUUCAGGGCUGGCAGGGUUUUGGCUUAAGGACCUCAUCAUUUGAUGUUUUUAGGUAUCCUUGAAAUCAAAACCAGGGAAAAAGGGUGUUUGGUUUUUGUUGUGUUUUACAAAAAGGCAUACAAUGAGACUAGCAAUGUUAAGGUAAUGUGCUUACAAUCAUCAAUGUGGUUUUUAAAGAGUUUAUGAAGAAAAGAGCAUUUUCUUCUCAAGUUAAAAAUUAUGUAUGCAUAUAAUAAUGAUCUACAUUUACUUGAGGGCUUAGUGAAGUUUGAUUUUAUGAAGUUUGAUGUGGAUUUGUGUUUUGAUGGUCAGGCUCUACAAAAAAGGUGAAAUCUUUAAACACAGCGGUGCUAUGUUUUACCUGAUAACACACAAUACAGAAAGUGCUGAAAGGAAUUACUAUGUUUAUUCAGUAAUAAUACAAGAGUUCUUGCUAAAUUAUACAUGUGUAUCACUGCCUGAUGAGAAACCCCCACUUUUCUAACCUAGCACAAAAUCCAACUGUGAUUCUACAGCCAGUCUUUGUAAUGGGUAAAAAAGACCCAACAUCUUUGUUUUGUAUGGAAAACUUUUUUUUUUUAAUGCUAACCUGCAAAAGUGUAUUCAGAAUAAAUGAGCAUGUACUCCUUUUUUAACUUGCCUCUCCGAUUCAGCAUCACAAAAAGACAACUUCUUUUAGAAACGGAGUGUUUUAUCUAAACACAGCAGUUUAUAUGUUAGCCAAUGUAGGUCUGCACUAGUGUUUUCCACAUCUGUCACCUUCUGGGGUCAUGUCCUGUCUACAGCUAGAAGAAGCCACUUCGUGGGGAAGUGUUAAUGGUAGCACGGUUUCACUUUGGGUGAACCUGGUGAUCAUGUGUAUAUACUUAGAUUGGCUUCAUUUUAACAUUAUAGUCUCUCUGCUACUCCGCACUUCGGGUUCUUAAGCUGUUUUAAACAUUACUGGAUUUUGGCAAAUAGCAACUGAAAUAUAUAUGGCACCUGCUUUCUAGAGCAAGCGUGAUUUGUUUUAUGGCUGUUCAAAUUACAAAGGUGUUCUUACACUGUAGGUAAACAAAAUCUUGCUGUUUCUAAAGGUCAGUGUAACUUAAGGUUCAAAUUUCUGGCACAAUUUUAUUAGAAUUCACUUCUGAAGCUAAUAAGGCACCACAGUUUUUCUAUGUUACUCUCAUUGUAACAUCAAUAAAGUGACUUUCAAUAAAAGAAUUGAUGUUA